AUGAAAGGAUUUAUGAAUCCAAUUUUUCAACCUGUUGAUAAUAACAUUAUAGUAGAAGAGAGAAGAACUUUUCAAAUGCCUUUGCCAAAUAUACAUUAGGGUGUUGAAGUGCCUUAAGAAUAUGAACGAAUUUUUUCAUCAAUCACAGACUCGUCAUAACAGCUUAACGAUAGUUUAUUAUUGCCAUUUGAUAAUUCAAAAUAUGAGUAAACCCUUUAACUUUAAAAUAAAAAAUGUCAAUAAAUAAAUAAUUCUACAUAAUAAAAGAAUUAGAGACAAAUCGUUAAAGUUGACAAGAAUCGCUUAUAAUAAAUUCUAUAAAUUCUUUCGAGCUAUCAUCAAUCUCAAUAGAAAACAAAAAAAGAAUAAAUAAUAAAUCCUAUUAAUUAAUCAAAGAAUAUUAAGAAUACAUCUGAGACAAAACAAACUUAAAUCAACAAAAUGAAAAAUAAAAUAAAAAACGAUACAACUCCUAAACAUCAACUUACAUCUAAUUUGAAUGAAAAUGAAUAAAAGUCACUUAAGCAAAGAUCUUCAACCAAUUAUACUCCAAGAGCUGAAACUUCACUAAUAGCUACCUGUCACUAUAGUUCCAAAAAUUUGGAUGCAAAUUCUAAUCAAAAAUAAGAUGAUACAAACAUCAUUUAGCUUUUAUAAAAAAGAACAAAAUCUUAAUAUCAUCCAAAACAAAUGAUUAAACAUUAAAUUGAUGAAAUUAAUCAAAAAAUCAUUCAGCUAAAAAGUCUAAUUUUUAAAGCAAUCAAAUUCGAUCCUUUCUUAGAAAAUAUUUAAUAAUACAUAAAUAGGAUUAUUUAGUAAAAUGAAGAUAGUAAUCUUUUGUAAAAAGAAAUUGUUAAUCUAAAAGAUUUUACAAACUCAAAAUCAUUUAAAGAUCAGAAAUACUAUAUUUACUUUAAUAUUUAAAAAUUAUUAUCUUUGGCUAAAGAGAAGUAAAAAAAGUUAUAAAUAAUAAUGAUAUUUAAUAAAGAAGGUUGUUCUAAUGAUAGUCUUUAAAGUCCAAAAACUAAUUGUAUUUUAUCAAGAUAAACAACAUCAGAUAAUAUUACAGAGGAUAUUUAAGAUGACAAAAGAAAAUUUUUUGCAUUAGUUGUAAACAGGAAACUUGAAUUACCCUUUAAUCAUCCAAACAAAGAUUUAUUACUAUGUGACUUAUAUGAAAAAGCAUUGAAAUUGGGUAUUAAGAAAAGUGAUUGGCAAUAAUUUAUUGCUAAUGAAGUUAAAUUUUGA
Molecule: messenger RNA, 1248 nt
Organism: Paramecium sonneborni
Lineage: Eukaryota; Ciliophora; Oligohymenophorea; Peniculida; Parameciidae
Source: the annotation of a GenBank genome assembly